Molecule: messenger RNA, 2022 nt
Organism: Morchella sextelata
Lineage: Eukaryota; Fungi; Ascomycota; Pezizomycetes; Pezizales; Morchellaceae
Exons: 1
Coding region: 1-2022 (673 amino acids)
Source: RefSeq, a predicted model, not a curated record
AUGACUCGUCAAAUAGAUCCGUUUCCAGCGGAGAAUGACCGCCACUUUAUGAUUCGUACCUAUGGAGACCGGGAAAUCAUUCCUUCGCCUGAACCUCGCUCUCCAAGCCCUGAAAUUCCUCCCAAUUUUGUCCCAGAGGCCCCCAAAGAUUCUUCGCACUUUCCUGCUUGCAAUAAUAUUCACAACUUGAUUCACCGGUUGUCUGGUGUCCGUGCCGAAGAUGCGUUGAUUAUUCCAGCUCAUACCUGGGAUCGCAACAACGACCAUUGGGAGCAUAAGUGCGCGGUUCUUAGAAGAAAGCACAAGAAGGAAAUGUCGGAGAUAGAGUUGCAAAUCAGUAAAAAGUACGACCAGAAAUACUCCGAUGCAAAGUAUAGACAGCUUGUUCUUGAAAAAGAAGUAAGGGAGAUGGAAUUUGCAAGAACCGAUGAUACUGUUGGUGUCCUCGGGAAAACCUACAAAGACCACUUGACGACCAAAAAGUUACUGGAGGAAAAAUACGUCAAAAAAAUUGAGGAACUGGAAAAAGGUCUUUCCGAGAGCCAGGAACGUGUAAAGGCGCUAGAGAAGGUUAUUGCAGAGAAGGAUGCAUCCAUAAACGCCCUUAAAGAUGCUAUCGCAUGGGGCAACGUACAAAGAGCACACUAUGGUAAUCAGUCGCCUCAACAGUCAGAACAAAACAUCCGCCCCAAUCAAGAGCCCCAACAGCCUUACCCCCAACAGGGUGUCAAUCGGCGGGGCCCCAAUGUGCAGGCUCAAACCCGGCAGAUUAACCCUCAGCAGCAAGAUAGCAGACAUUUAGCUGCCCCCCUAGAAGAUCGCGGGAUCACCGAAGCACCUUUUCUCGAUGCUAAUAAUCCAAAUUGUCGAGUAGAACCUCGUAAUAUACCUGCAUGCCCCGCUAUAUCAGCCACAGCUUUCCCUACUGGUCAAAAUAGGUCACCAGCGAUAACUGUAGUUCCGCCCCAGGCGGGGCCAUUUACUUUCCUUCCGGGUGGGGGGACAGACAACCAGCAGAAUCAUCCCGAAGAACCUCACAUGCCUUUAGGCCAACAGUCCGGCCAGUAUCGCCCAAAUGAUGUGCACUCAGACGAUUUAUUACCAGGCGACCAAGUCGACGAAAACCAGCAGAACUUGCCGGGGCAACCCUUCGCCGAAUACGCUGUUUCCAGACCGCUGCCGGACCAUAGAAAUGGGGACAAAAGCCUAGUCAAUAAUGCCAGAGUCCCUCAAAUUAACCAACCGUCUAUCUCAAAUAACGGCGCAUACAAUCCUGAUACUAGGCGGUUGAGGGACACUAGAGAUGAGAGGGUAGCAAAACGUCAAAGAGUUGAAGUCAAGGAGCCAGGAAGAGCAGCGAACAACAAUGAUGGUAGGGGAGCACCUGCGAUAUCUCAAGAGGUUACGAUGAAUACCAAUAAUUUCUCAAGACCGGAGAGAAGAACCCUCAUAGUGGAAGUGGGUGCAAACGUUCAAAACGCACGUCAAUUCCUCAUACAAAGGAUGUGUCGAGGAAAACUGCAACGACUCGAAAUUCUGGAGGAGAAUAAACUCCGCGUCACAUAUGUUGACCCGGGUUCUGCCCUGAGCUUUUACAACGACUACAAUUCCCAGGUUGAAACCGCCGCUAAGCAUCAACAUAAACUGAUUGUUAACUGGUCGGAUGAUCUGAGUCCAGUGAUUAGUAACGAGCUUGCCCAGCACAUUCAGUCAGGAGCAACACGUUGCCUAGAGGUUUCCGGGUUUCCAGAUGCUGAACAUAAUGAUACCUUGAAGUCCUUGGCUAACGUUCGGGCCGACAUUCUGACUUCUAAAGUCUGGAAAGAUCAUUCCCAAGGGAAUAUUGUCGAAAUUGAAUAUAGCGAUCUUGAAUUUGCCAUUCGAGUGUACAAAAAGAUUAAGGAUAUGUCACUACCAGGACAUGAAAGGAGCAAUGUCAAGUAUAUUCGUGAACCCUCUGAAUUCAGGAAACAAGCUACUGGACAGGUCAAUCGUGAGUGGAUUGGAAGCGGAUGCCGAUAG